CAUCCGCUCCUGUUCUGUAUUGUAUGUUCGAAGUCGGAAGCGUUUGGAUUCAUCCAUACAUCCAGAUGUUUUUCGUCAGCUGGCUGUCUCAUCCAAGAAAUUUUCUCCACGGAAGCGGUACGCGAAACUCGAAUAAGCCUUCGAAGUUCUCCUGGAGUUGCGUUUGCGUGCUUUCUGUUUUUGUUACCACUGUGUAUAGUGUCAUCAACACUUGUACCCGCAGCUAUUGACUCUCUAGAUGAGGUGUGGACCUCUGUUGUCGAAGAUUGUGCAACGAACGGGACACAAAAGUCAGCAUGGAAGACGCUGCAGCUGCCGAACAAUUGGGUGGAUUGCCUGAUAUAGGCAAUUUGGGAAUCGCGGAAAAAGAUCAAUUCCAAGAAACCAAUAAUAAGAAAAGGCAGAAGAAGAGGAAGAAGAAGUCAAAGAAGGCUGACGACCCUACUAUUGAAGUUGACCGCGGGCCGUCAACAUUUCAAACUAACGCACAUAGUGAAGCUGAAGACUCCUCUGCAACAAAAUUUCUAACUCCAUCGGUGAAAACUGACAUUUGCAGCGAUGAAGUUUUAGACAGACCAUCAACAUUUCAGGAGGAAGCUAAGCCUGAAGGCAAAGAUGUUCCUGAAUAUGCCCUCGAAAAAGCUGAGGCUUCGACCAAUAGUAUUUCCAGUGCUCCUUUACAGAAAACGGACGCCCUCGCCAGUGCAUCGUCGUCGAAUCAGUUGAACGCAAACGCCAAAUGCGAAGCCUUCCCUGUGCAAAAAGAAAGAUCCCCGCUAGAGUACACCAGCGCUGUACCAAAUGAGAUCGUGAAAAAAUCAUCAACUUCCCAGGCCGUUAGGAAAAGAGAAUUGAAACAGAAACGCAAAUCUUCAAAGAACGGUAAUAUUCCCAUCAACGUGGACGAACAUGAAUCAACAACUUUUCAGGGCAACGUGAAAACCAAGAUUGAGGGCCCUAACAAACCUAACCCUGGAUUUCCCCAAGAAGAGUCGCAGAAAUCGUUACUACCAGAGACAAUCGAAGACAACGACCGACACCAAACGCAGGAAUCUUCUCAACAAUCGGCUAGGCAGUCUCUUCAGCAACCGGAUUUACUUUCCCAUCCACUAUUUUCUGGUGAUUUUAGGCUGUGUGCGUUAGAGUCAUUCCUGACACCAGAAGCUGUACAAGCUAAGAAGCUGGAUGGCACUUGCAUAGAGGGGACGAUUCGCAUUAAUCGGCGCAAUUCUGAAGAAGCUUUCGUAAGGAUGCCGGAUGAUGCAGAAGGAGGCAAGUGCCAGUGGGAUAUCCGCUUAGAAGGUUUAGACGGUCGCGGCCGUGCGCUGAAUGGAGAUCAAGUCGCAGUAGAACUUCUACCGCGAGAAAAGUGGAAGAUUCAGGUAAAAUCAAUUCAGCAGUGGGAGGCGGAUAACAAAAUUUCGCUAUUCGAUUUCGUACGGAACAGCGAUACCGCACCUGAGGAUGUCACCACUAGAAAUGAAAGUAAAGACGGCGUGUCAGUGAAAUCCGUAUCCGAGGCCGUUGGUGGAGGGGCGGUUGCGUGCGCGGUGGUUGAUAAUCCAGCUGUUAAUGAAACGCGUUCCUGCGAAAUUGAAUAUCCAUUAGAGCUAAUCUUCGAACAUCCGGAGUGGGGCCGUUUUGUACAACGAACAGGUCGAGUUAUUGGUAUUGUUUCCGAAACCGGCCCUAGGGUGAGUUGCGGCCUUCUUCGAACAAUGAAAAACGAGUUUUGGCACCAAAUUGAUCAACAGAAGCCGGCACAGCACUAUCAACAUGGUAACCGGCAAAGGCCUAAAGCGGCGCUCUUUGUCCCGCAGGACAAGCGUUUCCCACAUCUUUGGAUCCCAGCAGGACAGUGCCCGCCAAAUUUCUUCGAGCGUCCGCUCGACUAUUCGAAAACGCUGUACUGCGCGCGAUUGGUGCAAUGGCCUGGUCUACCGGACCCUAAGGGGCAUUGGGAACUGCCUCAAGGAGAGCUACUUAAGCUCAUAGGGAAAACGGGCGAUGUUGAAGCUGAGACGAUGGCGAUCCUUACGAGUCAAGCGAUUGACUUCGAAGAAUAUACUGAGGAUAUCUUGAGUGACUUAUCAGUACCUGUCCGCCCGGACUGGACGAUUCCAACCAAGGAGUUUGAGUCGAGGCGAGACUUUCGUCGCGAGCUAGUAGUAUCAAUCGAUCCUUCAACGGCCAGGGAUCUGGACGACGCCUUAUCUGUGAAACAAAUUGCUGAUAAUCUCUAUGAGGUCGGAGUCCAUAUUGCAGACGUUAGUUAUUUUAUACCCUCCGGUUGUAAAGUCGACAAAAAGGCCGAGAGUCGAGCUACGUCUGUCUACCUCGUUCAAAGGGUAAUCCCGAUGCUGCCGAGAAUUUUAUGUGACCAGCUCUGUUCUCUUACUGCUGGUACUGACAGGUUGACAUUUUCAGUCGUGUGGAAAAUGAACUCACAAGGCCAAGUCCUUGAUGAAUGGUUCGGGCGCUCCAUUGUCAAUUCGAGCUGUCAACUGAGUUACGAGCAUGCACAGCAAAUGAUUGAUUUUCCAAAUCAUAAGUGGAGGCCAGAAGAGUUACCAAACAUAUAUGGGUGCUGGACGGUGUCCGAUAUUAAUAAGUCUAUCAACAUUCUUAAUGGGAUGGCAACAAAGAUGCGUGAACGGCGCGUAGCGAAAGGAUGUCUUCGACUUGACCAAAUUCGGCUGGAAUUCGCUCUUGCAAAUGAUGGAACGACACCUCAGGGGUUCUCUAUAUAUGAGCACACUGAAAGCCACAAACUCAUCGAGGAAUUCAUGCUUCAGGCAAACAUGGCUGUGGCUCAUCAAUUGGUAAAGUACUUCCCUGAAAUGGCGUUUUUGCGAAAUCACCCUCCGCCUGAUUGGAGACGCCUGGAGACGAUAGUUAGAUCAUUCAAAUUCGAGGACCUUAUUAUGAAUGGAAGGACAUCUGGAGAUCUACAAAAAUCACUUUUUGAUGUUGUUGAUUCGUCCAAUCGUAUCAAGGUAGUUGACUCGAUCUCAUCCUGUUUAAGACGUAAUGACCGUUCUGCACGCGAUGCGCUAUUGGGUGCGCUCUGUAACGUCCUUUCAAAGCCAUUUAGGCCUGCCUCUUACUUUGUAGCAGGCAGUAUGCCCAACACAGACCACUACAGACAUUUUGCAUUGGCAGUACCCUUGUACACACAUUUCACCUCGCCAAUUCGUCGUUACGCAGAUUUGGUAGUCCAUCGUCUGCUGGCCGCGUCUCUGGAUCUAGCAAAGUGUCCAUAUAAAGAGAUGGCUACUCUCCAACGCGUAGCUAACCAUUGUAACGAGCGAAAAUACGCAGCUAAGACAGCCCAGGAUUUAAGUAACGAACUUUUCGUCUGGACGUUUAUUAGCAAAUUGCCCGGGCGGCAAAUGAAGGAUGACUUUUUAGUGAUUGCAGCGCUCGAUAAGGCAGUAGACGUCAUGUCCCUCUCAACCGGACUUGUUCUUAGGGCUUACGUCGAUAAACAAGGUGUCUUAACAACACGUUUUAGCAACGAUCCCGAUUGUCUCAUCAUGGUGUUCGACUCAGACAGAGGCCCCGAUUGCGAAGAAACCCUUAAGUUAACUCUACUGACACCUGUCCACGGGAUGGUAACUGCCUCGCAAUACUUGGGGAAGUAUUUAGUGAUAUUCGACGCUCCUCUGAAUGCUAUCCGACGUCCUGUUAGGUCUGUAUGUUGAUAUGGAAAACGUCAACUAUUUAUUUUCCCAAAUAUUGAACGGGUAUGACCUACAUCGUCAAGCGUAAAGCACUGAUGCCAAUACCCGGCGAUGUAGUUCAAAAAGGUAACUAGCAAUAAAAAUAUUGACUAAUUUCUUUAUCAGCUAACCUAUAUUCGUUUGAAAUCAUUUCCACGUAAUUAAAUUGAAAACCAGUAAUUCAGGUAACUCUUUUUCAAUGAUUUGGCCAAUCGAAGCAGUCAGUAAAAAGUCCAAGGUCACCAGGGCCGGAACAGUGAUCUCUCUACACAGGAUCUUAAAGGGAUGAGUACGAAAACGGCGCCAAAAAUUUUUUGAGAAUGAUUGAUUGCAGGGGAUAACCAAGUCACCGGUGAAGACCCCAUGAUAUUUGUAGCGCCAAGCAAUGGCGUCGUCAAAUUAUAAUGGGUCUAAUUACUGUUAGCAAGAUUAAGGAAAACGCUAUGUCAGAGAUUUAUUUUUGUAAAAAAUGUAUGACAUUAUGUCUCAUUGUGUUUCAAACAGAACCUUGCAUAAGAAUUCAAACUUUUCUUAUGUUUGUUCGAAUGUCAAAUCCUCAGCAAUCCUUACCCACUAAACUAAUGAUUUCAUAGAAUGUGAUGAAUAAUACAGGUGGGUGUAGAAAUGCAAACAAAAGAUGCUAAAAAGAAUAUAGAACAGCUAAACAAUGGACCUAGAACAAAGUAAAACAGUGUUAUGUUAUACUUGCUUAUACAGAUUUCGUAUUCAGUGCGUAUAAUAUAUUUGACAAUGAUUAAAAUUAUGUCACCUAUAACAAUCUCCAAAAAUUGCUCAAACAGGACUGCGCUAAAUGGUACUAUUGAUUGUGUAUAUGCUUUAUAUAUUUGUAAGUUGCCAAGACGUGAAAAAGAAAAUGGAGAGCUGGUAUAAAAAUGUUACUAAUGAAGGGUUGGGUACGAAAUAAUGAAAAUAAAUGGAUGGCCUAGCACAUCAGCAAACAAUUUAACUCUGAAUAUUGUGUUUAAAUGUAUUAAGAAAAUAACCACGUUAGCUUAUUUUAAGCAUCUUCAAGUAAUUUCUUCGGUUUUAUUCGAGAAUAACGCUGGAUGACAUCCAAAAUAGGGCUUGCAGAGAGCACUUGGAAACGGCAAAGUUUGAAUCACAUUAUCCGAACUCAUCUAUUUCAAGGGGCGUCCUAGCCCUCGAAGAGGUCAACAGUGAAAUAGAAUCGCUGCAUAAAAUAGGCUAAGAUGACAUAAUCGCUAUUGUUCAUUACGAUUUGUUGGGUGUCCAAAUACGGUCUACAGUUCAAGACUUCGACAUUUUAGUACUUGGAAGAGCUGCUGGAAUAGGUAACCAAGACAUGUUCAAUAGGUGUAUGCACAGACAACAAGUUUACAGUGUUCUUUCUAUUAAUUUCGACUAAAGUUAACUAUUGCUUCUGCGGAAAAAUACCAAAAGGCUUGAUCUUCAUAUUCACAUCAUACUAUUUGCUGAGACUAUGCAAAUAUUAAGAAUUAUAUUUACAUAAUUACUCUUAAAUGUUUAUUGUUACCUAAAUACGGUUUGUGUCAACAUGCUUCGGACCUUACUUUUAAUAAAAUCCCUACAUUGUUUUAGUAAAGUACCGUUUGUUACGGUGUGCUACUUCUAUUUCGAGAUGUACUGCAUCGACAGAAAUGGAAAGAAUAUAGUUUAGAAGAUGCAUAUCGGAAGUCUUUCUUCGGGCCCCCUGCUUAACCGCUAUUAGCUAGCUUGGCACAGGAUAUUUCAACAACUGGAUAUCAUUCAGUUACCAGGCCAAAGCAAUCCAUUUA
This is a messenger RNA of Varroa destructor (honeybee mite), 5500 nucleotides long. Its product is annotated as DIS3-like exonuclease 2. The record is from RefSeq and is a predicted model, not a curated record. Gene Ontology annotation, cellular component: P-body. Lineage: Eukaryota; Metazoa; Arthropoda; Arachnida; Mesostigmata; Varroidae. Gene Ontology annotation, molecular function: 3'-5'-RNA exonuclease activity; RNA binding. Gene Ontology annotation, biological process: mRNA catabolic process; miRNA catabolic process.